Molecule: messenger RNA, 4914 nt
Organism: Cephus cinctus (wheat stem sawfly)
Lineage: Eukaryota; Metazoa; Arthropoda; Insecta; Hymenoptera; Cephidae
Gene: Src64B
Product: tyrosine-protein kinase Src64B
Exons: 7
Coding region: 831-2495 (554 amino acids)
Biological process (GO): protein phosphorylation; cell differentiation; cell surface receptor protein tyrosine kinase signaling pathway
Cellular component (GO): extrinsic component of cytoplasmic side of plasma membrane
Molecular function (GO): ATP binding; non-membrane spanning protein tyrosine kinase activity; signaling receptor binding
Source: RefSeq, a predicted model, not a curated record
ACGCCUUUAAGGCCUGCUUGACCCUUACACGUGAUAUUGGCCUUAACGACGCCUAUUCUUUGGCUCUUAUAACCGAGGAGAAUCUUUCGUGACUCAUGGAUGUUCCGUGGGUUAGUCACGAGACGCGAGGCACGUAACUUUAACCGUGUGUCUCAUUUCCCGGUCGUCUUUUACAGAAAUUCACAUGAUCUCUCAACUACUCGGUACUGUCUCUUGUAAUUAUAUUCGACAAAUCUCCUGAAAGCACUCAGGAAAUCGAUACCGGGCUUUCCAGCCUUCGGUACUAUGUACCUAGUCCUAUUUAUAUAUCAGCGAUCAAUAGUUUUACAUUAAAUGGAUGUAAAAUUAUCAAGCUUUCGUCGGUAACGACUGGUACCCCCGGUAUAAGCUCGAAUGUAUUCUAUUUAAACGACUAGGAUGCGCUGUAGUACUAUCUGAAAAGUCUUGUUCGAAGAAGAGAACUAAUGAGGCAGGGACGGAAGAGAGUACGAGAGACAUAGAGUGAGGACGCUUACGAAUCGCAAGGGACGUAGAAUGGGGACUUCUGCGUAUUCAGGAAAAUUCUCCCUGUUGGCACAGCAGGACUCUAUUGUUUCGUAGCGAACCACACAUUUUCCGUAUAACGGGGUUUUCAGUUUAGCCUAACAAUGAAUAUCAGGUUUCUGGGUCCAAGAUGGACAGCACUGGCUAUAGAAGUGAAUUCUAAAAGAGAAGUACAUCCAAGAGAAGUCGCAAUGGAGUCUUAUGGCAGUGAUUGCGUGAAAACGGGAAAAAGGGUUUAAGAUCCUUAAAAGGAUCCUCAGGAGGAUUCCUCGUGAUCGUCAUUCAAGAUGGGCAAGUGUUGUAGCAAAAGGCAGGAGCCCCAACCGAUCGACGAGAUUGUCAAACGAGCAGUCUGUUCAGGUUACAAGAAGACGGAGACCGGUCCAAGUUCGAAGAAUAAUAGCAACGGAGGUUCCCUGGAUCGUUAUUCGGCUGAUCCGAACCAGCAGAGGGGUGCUGCACCGACCAGGGUGGAUAUUAUACGACCAAGACCGACACCUUGUAAGAUACUGAUUCCGCAGCAAUCUUAUCAAUCAAGUUCGCCUGUCGUUAUCGCUGCAUCUCAUUCGCAACGAGCGAACAAGAUCGUCGUCGCCCUGUACACCUAUAGGGCGAGGGACAGUACCGAUGUCAGUUUCGUCAAGGGUGACCGGAUGGAGGUGUUGGAUGACACGGAAACUGGAUGGUGGAAGGUGCUGCAUUUGACUACACUUCAGGAAGGUCUUAUACCAUGGAAUUUCGUGGCCAUAGAGCGUUCCGUUGAGAGCGAAGACUGGUUCUUCGAGAAUGUCUCGCGAAAGGAGGCAGGAAAACUUCUUCUGGUCGAGGAGAACCCUCGAGGGACGUUCCUGGUCAGACCUAGUGAACAUAAUCCCCGAGGAUACAGCUUGUCUGUGAAGGAUUGGGAAGAGAGCCGGGGCCAUCAUGUAAAACAUUAUAAAAUAAAGCCGCUGGAUAAUGGAGGAUUUUACAUUGCUACGAAUCAGACGUUCCCGACUUUGCCCGCCCUCGUCAUGGCGUACAGCAAGAACGCACUGGGCUUGUGUCACGUACUCUCGAGACCGUGUCCAAAGCCGCAGCCCGACAUGUGGGACCUAGGACCGGAAUUACGGGACAAGUGGGAAAUCAACAGGAACGAGGUUCAGCUUAUCAAGAAGCUGGGACACGGGAACUUCGGUGAGGUGUAUUACGGAAAGUGGAAGAACAAAACGGAAGUGGCGGUAAAGACUUUGCGGCCUGGAACCAUGUCGACAGAGGCUUUCCUCCAGGAAGCAGCGAUUAUGAAACAGUUUAAGCACAGGCAUCUCGUUGCCUUGUAUGCCGUCUGCUCGAACGAGGAACCCAUAUACAUAAUCCAGGAGUACAUGUGUAACGGAAGCUUGCUGGAUUUCCUUAGGACCGGAGAUGGCAAAUAUAUGCAAUUCGAAGAUCUGAUCUACAUAGCUGCUCAGGUUGCUUGCGGAAUGGAACAUCUCGAGAGGAAGCAACUGAUACACAGGGAUCUGGCAGCCAGGAACGUGCUCAUUGGCGAGAACAAUAAAGCUAAGAUCUGCGACUUUGGAUUAGCCAGGGUCAUCGAGGAUGAUGAGUACUGUCCUAAGCAAGGUAGCAGGUUCCCUGUAAAGUGGACUGCACCGGAAGCUAUCGUUUACGGAAGGUUCAGUAUAAAGAGUGACGUCUGGUCUUUCGGUAUACUACUCAUGGAACUCUUCACCUAUGGUCAAGUUCCUUAUCCUGGCAUGCAUGGUCGUGAAGUCAUCGAGCAGGUAGACAAAGGUUAUAGAAUGCCUAAGCCAGUGAACCAUCCGUUACCAGAUAGCAUUUACCGACUGAUGCUGCAAUGCUGGGACGCCAGUCCGGAGAAAAGACCCACGUUCGAGUUCCUGAAUCAUUACUUUGAGUCAUUCAAUGUGACCAGUGAGAUACCAUACCUGGAACCGACAACAGACUGAUAUAUGGCCCACAUGCAGAAUCAUAUGGUGCCGCAUGGUCGUUUUCAUCCAGCGGACAUCAACUAUGCCAUGGAAUUUUAUGGUAUUUAUUGUUGAAAUCUAGGAUUGGGAAAUGGUUCGACAAUUCUCGAUGGUCGAUAUACAAGACCAAAUGGUUCCUGAACGAUUGAACCUGGCUGUAAUACUGCGCAUGCGUCUGGAGCGUUUACUUGGAUCUUUACGUAUUCCAAGAAGGAUGGAAAGCAGGUCAAUUCCGAGAGUGAAGAUCCCUACUGGAUUCUCGUAAUGAUGCCGAAUUCAUAUUUGAUGCCAGACGAGAUUUCUCGCGAUUUCCUGAAAAAUCGCGCGAAGACAAACUUUUACGUGCCAUGAACAUUGGAGAUAUGUAAGAGGUAAUGGAAAAGAUAUUUGAGAGUACAGAGGCAGUGGCAGGCUGUGCAAAGAAUUCCGAUCCGAUGAGACUAGGCCGAUUUUUAUGAGGGACCGCGAUUUUCUGCAAAUACGUACGUACUAUUACGUAUGUAGAAAUUGAUAUCUCUGUAUAAAGUUACGGAAUCGUAAUUCGACGUUCUAUUUAACGUAAUCUUUUGCAAUUUGGAGAGUAAAGCAAAAAGACUCGAUGGAUAAUUAAUCCGAAGAACAAUUGGUAAAGUUAAGGAAAUGUUUUAGUGAGUAGGGAAAGAAGGUUAGAGUUGAUGUAAGUGAAACUUUGAAUUUCAAACAGCUAACGGUAUAAAUUAGUCAUUGUAAUCCUAGGCUAAUCGGAUAGAAUGUGGAAUGAACAAUGUAAAAAGAGAAAAUUGACGCGCAACUGUACGACCAACGUAUCCUUCGCGAUAAUUCUUUAAUGAGCAUUAACAUUGAUCUCGGAUUAUUUAUUAUGUCUACGUCUUUCGUUAACCAUUUUGACGAACAAUCGACGCGCACGAAUUCGCAUGGCGAGAUCGAGGUUUGAAGAUAGCACAAAUAAUGAUGUAGAGCGUAGAGUGUUAUGGAGAUUAAUUAUGUCAUUUAAAAAAAAAGACUUUGCGUCACGAAACUGACAUUACGCCGUGCUGUAUAGAAUAUAAUUAAUUUUUCUAGACGGUUCGUAAAACAUCAUUUCUACCAUUAAGUUUGAAGUAUACGUAACUGGUUAAUUAAGUAAUUUUACAAUUUUCCUGUGAUUUCCCACUGAUCGAGAUUCUUCGUGUGGUACCCACUUUAUAUGAAACUUUAACGAAGCGACAAAAACAAUUUCAUCCUUGGCAAAGUGUUCCAAAAAUUUAUUAGAACCUCGUGUAAACAAAGAAGACCGUCAAAGAUACGUGACUCAUUUUAUAGUACUACCGUACUAGAUAGCGUUAAUGAUUAUCGAAGUUAAAUUCGGUAAGUGCUCGAAGUCAGGCCAUUAGUGUAAUUUGAAUUUGCAAUCCACUUGGUUUCCACGUUUUUAAAAUUUUACAUUUGGUGAAGCCCAAGAAUUUUUCACUCUAACACGCGACUCGACAAGUACGCCGACAGACAUUAUUUAUUUAUUUGCAAAGGCCAAGGUCGCGUAAGAGGGAGAUUUUGAUAAAAGUUACUAGUAACGACGUAAGUGUGAUUGUGUGAAUGUACCGAAAGAAAAAGAAAUAUUUAAAAAAUCUAUUCAAAAAGUCCGAUCGUUAGAAGAGAGAAAAAUAAUCGAUCGUCGCAAACAGAUAAAAAUAAUGAAUGAGUGAAGGGAACGUAUGAAAUAUAAACUUAAGCCAUCGAUGUUACUCGUACAAACUAUUUGAAGAAUUGUAAAUUUUCUACUAAAGAAAAAAAAAAAAGAUGAAGAAUAAGCAGAAUAGCUAGGAUUCUAGAUCGUAGAAGAGGUGUGGCGCGCGGCCAUUACGGUUUCGUACUGUGUCGUUUGUAUGUCUUUUUCUUUUUAAAUUCUUUGAAAAGCGUUCUGGAAAAGCUCGUACGAAUCCGGAAGUGUUCGCCGCGCCCUUCACGGUGCGUAUCGUUAAGUGUAAGCUCUAAUGUUAAUAUAGACUAGACGUUUAAGCACAGUGAAAUAUUAUCAUGGUACGUAGAUAAAAAUUUAAUAAGAAUACGCGAGAGUCGAACAAAAAAGAAAAAAGAAAAGUGAACGAGCGAAAGUGAUGAUAGGAAUUAGCUCUACGUCCAAUAGAAUUUUCUAUAAGCAUUUUAUACCGACCAAAAUAUUGCUGUGUUAUUCGACGUGUCCGGGAGUUGAUACUCUCUACGACGACUACGGACAAUGACGACGAUGACGUUGGCGAUGACGUCGAUCUCAAAGGUUCUUCGCACUAGGCAAUCAUUUAAGUUAUGCAUGAAACACACGUGACGUAAAUGACAAGAACUCUUUUAUAGUCCACAACGUCCAGUCAGGUUAGCGAAAGAUAAGGAAAAAAAAAAAAAAGAAAUGAACAAAUGAAAAUUAAAA